Molecule: messenger RNA, 275 nt
Organism: Oryctolagus cuniculus (rabbit)
Lineage: Eukaryota; Metazoa; Chordata; Mammalia; Lagomorpha; Leporidae
Source: RefSeq, a predicted model, not a curated record
CCUGGGCUCAAAAUGGAGCCCAGCUGCUCCUGCAUCACCAGUGACUCCUGCACCUGUGCCAGCUCUUGCACAUGCAUGUCCUGCAGGAAGAGCUGCUGCCCAGUGGGCUGUGUCCAGUGUGCCCAGGGCUGCAUCUGCAAAGGGGCAUCAAACAAAUGCAGCUGCUGCGCCCCUGAGAGCCUGGCUCCCACAUGCAAAUAGAGCAACGUGUGCAAACCUGGAUUUAUACCCCCAUACAACCUGACUUCUAUGCUGCAUUCCUUCUUGUGUGAAAU